Messenger RNA from Aspergillus sclerotioniger CBS 115572, 825 nucleotides. Its product is annotated as putative short chain dehydrogenase. The record is from RefSeq and is a predicted model, not a curated record. Bases 1 to 825 code for a protein of 274 amino acids. The transcript is spliced from 2 exons. Gene Ontology annotation, molecular function: oxidoreductase activity, acting on the CH-OH group of donors, NAD or NADP as acceptor. NCBI's taxonomy places the organism in Eukaryota, Fungi, Ascomycota, Eurotiomycetes, Eurotiales, Aspergillaceae.
AUGAGUCACUCUCUAACUGCAAUUGUGACUGGCGCGGCCGGAGGAAUCGGUCAAUCCAUAGCACGCCGCCUAGUCAAAAAAGGCUAUCGCAUCGCCAUCAACGACAUCCCCAUCGCUACUCCAAAGCUCGAAGAAUUCGCCCACGAACUCAAUACCAACACUGUCGAGAACCCCGGAGCAAAAGCAAUAACCAUCCCCGGAGACGUGACCUCAAAAACAGAGGUAGCAACCAUGAUAUCCAAAACCGUCUCGACUCUCGGCCCCCUACACCUCAUGAUCGCCAAUGCCGGGAAAGCGCCCGUGAAGCCUUUACUAUCCGUAACCGAUGAAGACAUUGCAGACGUAUUCUCCUGUAACUUCACAGGCGUCUUCAACUGCUACACCGAGGCAGCCCGACAAAUGAUAGACCAGGGUGACCCGAACACAGUAUUUGGACGACAGACGUACAAGAUCGUCGGCGCCUCUUCUAUCGCUGGAAUCCAAGCGUUCGCGGCAUUGGGUCUGUACUCUGCCUCCAAGUUUGCAGUUCGUGGACUUACACAGACUUUGGCUAAGGAAUUGGCUUCUCAUCAUAUUACUGUGAAUGCGUACGCCCCGGGGAUUAUUGGCACAUCGAUGUGGACGGAACUGGAUAAGGCGCUGGGGAAAUUGGAAGGGCGGGCUCCUGGGGAGAGUCUCAAGCAAUAUAGUAAGGGUAUUGCGCUGGGAAGAACAGGUGUGCCUGAUGAUGUGGGGGGAUUGGUAGGUGGGUUUUUGGCGAGUGAGGAUUCGGAUUAUUUGACGGGGCAGACGAUUGUGGUUGAUGGGGGGGUUGUGUUGACUUGA